AAGUUUCACAUGCGAAAAUAGGAUGAAAAAUGUUUCAAAUGCAGCAGAAGUAUUUCGAUAAUGUGUAACCGAGGAUACGGGAAUGCAUGUCGCGUUGCUCGGAGCAACGCUUCGUUCGAGACGAUUUUUCGGCUCUAGCUGCAAGUUGCAAGCUUGGCCUUGCGGGCCACUGCAAGCACUUGCACAUGCGACUCCUGCCUAUACCUUGGCAAAUCUAUGGCCGACUCGACUGCACACACGCGUGCCUCUGUUGCGGCUGCUGCUGCCGUUUCUCCUCUUACCGACUUCAUUACGCGUGUGUGUUUGCAUCAGCCAUUAGUACAUCAGCACAGUUCGCCAAAUGAUUCGCUCGGUUUUCUUCGAGCUUUGCAGCGACGAAAACACCGUCAUCCCGCACGCAUAGUGAACUUUUUGAUUUGAAUAGGCCAGUUGUGCGGCUACCAGACCGAAGCUGCAAUGCGAAUUCGUAAACAGUAAUCGAUGCAAGACAAUUGGUGCAUACACGAUGCACGCGAUCAUGACAUUUUCUCUGGGGCAAUAUUUCUGAAGGGUUAUACAAAAGAGUCAUAUUAUAUAUGUUUAUCAACAACUAAUGGAAUUUCCGGAAUUUGCGCCAAAAAAUCAUACACUUUCCAGUGUCAAAAGUUUGAAGGAGGAGUGGGUUAAAUCAAAUAUGGCACCAGAUAGACCCGAUGCUCAAGACGUAGACAGCGGAGGUGCUGAAGCAUCUGUUGCUAUGCCCGUUGCCCCGUCUGAGGAGCAGAUGAGCUCUAAAACGAUCAGCAAUGUUUAUAAUUUUUGUAAGUCAAGGGAAGGCGAUCAGAAUCAGUCAACUUGUUUGAUGGAGGAGAGUAGUACGACGGAGGAAGAAGUCGUAACAAUGAGGCCCGAGAGCUUGCAACCAAACAGUGGCAACGAAGAGAGAACCGCCAGCGAUGACGAUCUCACCUCGCUCAGCUGGUUGCAUCAGCAAAAUAUACUCAAAAGCCUGGAUAUUUCUGAGAGGCAGCAGAAGGAAAAAUACGAGGGCUUGCAAGAGGAGCAGGUUAUAACUAUCGAAAGAAGUACAAAGACCAACGAUGUGGAGAGCAACAUGUUCUGCGAGGACAGUCUGGAUGUUUCGGAGACCACAAAUUCCGUAUCGAGCUCUGAUGAUUGUUACGCUAAUUUUAACGUUAACCAGUUGCCUGUUGAUGGUUACUUUGACGUCGUGAGCAGUGACGUCAACGUUAAUAACAACAAAAGGACUUCAUCGCCAUCUGCCUUGAAGAUUGACAUUUUUCAAGAUGACAUUCAGAGCAAAAAUUUCAAAAAUGUGUCGAUGCAGAAUAAUGUCCUAUACAAGGCCCGUUAUAACAAUAACAACAUUAACAGUAACAUAGUCGUUAACAACAACAACAACAACAAUAAUCACAGCAUUAACAAUAAUAAUAAUAAUAAUAAUAAUAAUACAAAUUUUAAUCUACCUCAACCAACUCGUAACAAACAUCCAAAUCAUAUACCCUAUGAUCCAUACCUGCACAAGAAUAGUAAACCGCCAUAUUCAUUUUCUUGCCUCAUCUUCAUGGCAAUUGAAGAUAGUCCGCUCAAAGCACUCCCCGUUAAGGAAGUUUAUGCGUGGAUACUUGAACACUUUCCGUAUUUCCGACAAGCGCCUACGGGCUGGAAAAACUCCGUGAGGCACAAUCUCAGUCUCAACAAGUGCUUCCGCAAAGUUGAAAAAUCACCAAAUCUUGGCAAAGGGUCGUUAUGGAUGGUCGAUGCACAGUUCCGACCGAAUCUCCUUCAAGCCAUGCAGCGUGCCCCCUUACCACCUCCUAACAUCUCCAAUGGCUCUACACCAGUUACAAUUUCAUUACCUGAAAAAAUUAUUCGUAAGUCAACAGCCGCAACAACAACAACUACCUCGACUACUACCAACAUUAUUACGAACAAUAAUACUAGGCUUCCUGAUCCCGUACUUUUUCCUUACUUAUCCAAAAGACUAGCCUCCACGACCGUUGAAGAAAACUCAAAAAUAGAAGUUGAUAGCGAAAUCGACGAAGCUGCUGCGGCAAUGUUGUCUUUUAAACACGGUCCGGUUGUUCUCAACAACAAUAAAGAAAAAAAGAAAAAACCGGAAAGUAAAAUGGUACCGGUUAUAACUAGAAGUUCAACUGAAGACCACACUUACAGUUUGAUUACCUCUGUAAGACUUGAAAACAUGCGUAAAGAGGAGGUUCUCCCACUUCCUUCAAUGGCUCCUGUAUCUCCGAUGGUGUCAGCGACUCCUAUAUGUCAGGAAGAUUUGGAUGAGCAACGAAAAAUAGCUGAAGGUGCUGACGCCCUUCUUAAUCUCGCAGGUGUUUGCACAUCCGCUCUCCAAGGUGAAUUUAAAUCCGAAAUGAUUGAUGAAAGGAUAGCAAAUAAUUAUAGCCAGAACAACAUGAAAUCAUACAGAGGUUUUAACGAAAACAUUGAAAAACAACAAUUUGUUCGUCGACCUGCUUUCGAAGGAAGUCGCAAAAGACCUUGGAAUGAAGUAUAUUAUGAAAAUACCAGGUAUUCGAAGCAUGUUAGAGGGUAGUAAAGUGUUGUUAUCAAAUGUAUACCAAAGUCUGAAGUGUCUAAUGAGUGAUUCAUUUCGUUUAGUAUAGUCAAAAUACCAUAAAAUUUUAGGGGUAAUUAUGAUUUAUUGAACUACUGAAAAAUGAUUUAUCAUUUUCUCGCCACAUAUCAAUUUUUAAAAUUUGUCUGUCA
Messenger RNA from Trichogramma pretiosum, 2739 nucleotides. Its product is annotated as M-phase inducer phosphatase-like. The transcript is spliced from 5 exons. Gene Ontology annotation, molecular function: DNA-binding transcription factor activity; cis-regulatory region sequence-specific DNA binding. Gene Ontology annotation, cellular component: nucleus. The record is from RefSeq and is a predicted model, not a curated record. NCBI's taxonomy places the organism in Eukaryota, Metazoa, Arthropoda, Insecta, Hymenoptera, Trichogrammatidae. The coding region runs from base 593 to 2566 and encodes 657 amino acids. Gene Ontology annotation, biological process: regulation of DNA-templated transcription.